Molecule: messenger RNA, 3527 nt
Organism: Scatophagus argus
Lineage: Eukaryota; Metazoa; Chordata; Actinopteri; Scatophagidae
Gene: impg1b
Product: interphotoreceptor matrix proteoglycan 1b
Exons: 18
Coding region: 1-3072 (1023 amino acids)
Biological process (GO): visual perception
Source: RefSeq, a predicted model, not a curated record
AUGCCCAUCAGUUUCCCAUAUACAGUAGCCCAAGACCUUCAUGACCACAGUUUUUCUGGACUCAGGGAUGUGAAGUACCGACACUUCCUAGAAGCCUCCAGACCGAUCAGACACACCACAAAUGUCAGAGCAGUGCAGGACGGACAUCGGACGAAGAGGUCAGCGAUCUUCAGCACGGGCGUCAAAGUGUGUCCCCAGGAGUCGAUGAAGGAAGUCAUCGGCAGCCAUCGGACAUAUUACAAACUCAGAGUUUGUCAAGAGGCGAUUUGGGAAGCGUUUAGGAUCUUCUUGGACAGAGUCCCAAACUCAGAAGAAUACAGAUCCUGGGUUUACACCUGCCAGCAUGAAAACCUCUGCAUGGAUGACUUGGCUCAGAACUUCAGCAGCUCACAGGAGCAUCUGGACCUGGUGGCGAGAAGAGUAGCUGAGCAAGCUGAAAGUGAAGGAUUUAUCGCUGGAACCCCAGAGCCAGGAAGAGAAUGCACCUGGACGCCCCCACUGAUUCUGCUGCCGACUGAAGCUGAUGUGAUCAAAGAAGACCCUAACAUGAUGAAAGAGAACUAUGAGGAAUACAUUGUUGAGUUCAGGGUCACCAUCGCGGACCCGUCAUACAGCAAGCUGCUCAGUGAUCCAGAGGAUUUACAGCAUAAAGACGUCAAACAAGAGCUAACAGACAAGUUGGUUCGUGUGUUUGAAAAAGUUCCAGGAUUCAAAGAGAUUCGUGUUGUCGGAUUCCGCUCAGAGGACGUGUCUGUGCGGUAUGCUGUGGUCUUUAAUGGAGAAACGGAGCUCAGUGAUGAACCUGAGGGUCUUGAGGAGUCCGACGUCGUGACAUACAAGGACGUGAAUGCUCCUAAACUGAAGCACAUCAUCGUAAAGGCUUUAAAACAGGAACCGUCCCUCCCGCUGGACAUACAGACACUGAGCUUUGAGGCUGUAACCACAGUUUAUCCCAUUGCUGAGCUUGGUGUGAACCCUAUAGAGAAUGUCGUACCUGAAGACGACCCCACAAAGGGGCCCACAGAGGAUGCUACUCCCACCCAAAGCUUCUUACCCACUGUGGCAGUGAUAGAGAGCUCUUUGGAAGCUUCUACAACCAAACCAGAAACAUACACCUUUGUGCCUUUCAUACCAAACAUCCUUCCAGAAACUACGUCUGCCAUCACAGAUGAGACUCCUUUAAUGGCAGGAGUAGAGGAGGAAUCCACAGAGGGUACUGCUGGGGAGCCCAGUGACAUUAUAACACCAGACACAAAACUGGAAACUAUCACAGAGCAAGAGGAGGAAAGAGAGCCAGAGUUGGAUGAGAUUCCACCAAUUGACCCUGAAGAAGGAGGUGAGGCUGAACCUGAAGAGCAUGUGACAGAUGUUUCACAAGAAUCCGAACCUGCAGAUGGGGUCCCUGAAGAACAAUAUGAGGAUCGUUCCUUGGAAACUCUAGACUCCCAACCAGAAGAAGAAAAUACUGACAAACCUGCUGAGGUUUAUCAUGACAUUUCAGACCCCACAGACCCUACAGUUACUGCAAUAUCUGUCACAGAAGCAGAAAUGCUAGUCUCUACAUCAUCAUCUCAUGAAGAUCCUGUCCAAGGCAUUGAACCAGCAACCGAUGUGGAACCUCUGCCAUCCCCAGCAGAGAGCGGCGAAGCCCCUGAGGAUAGAGAUGAAGUUAGUGGUGGGCAUAGCGGCGUCUCAACAGACCUGCCCCCUGAGAACAUAAACUUUCAAGAGGACGUAGGGACAAGACAGAACGGGACAGAGGCAGAAGUGAACGAACCCCUGGAAGAAGAGAGUGGUAGUGGAUUUCCCUCAGAGUCUGAUGAACAUCCGUAUGAAUCCACGGCAGCACCAGCCAUGAGACAAGCCAGCACCCCUCUGAUGAGUGUAGUGGAUAAGAACAAAGAGUUAGUGGUUUUCUUUAGCUUGAGGGUCACUAACAUUUUGUUUUCUGAUGACCUGUUCAACAAAAGCUCCCCUGAGUAUAAAUCACUGGAGAAUACCUUUCUUGAGCUGACACAGCACUCUGGGUCAAGGAAUUCGCCAAACCCUGGAGCUUCCAGUAAAUCUGGGCCUAGAAAACAGACGACUUUAGCCUCCAUACCGCUUCUGCCAUAUUUACAAUCCAAUUUGACUGGAUUUAAGCAGCUGGAAAUUCUCAACUUUAGGAACGGCAGUGUUGUGGUAAACAGCAGGAUGAAACUGGACAAGCCGGUGCCUUAUAACGUCACAGAAGCUGUUCACUGUGUGCUCGAGGACUUCUGCAAUGCAGCAUCUAAACGGCUUGACAUUGAGAUUGACAGUCGCUCUUUGGAAGUAGAACCAGCUGACCAAGCAGACCCCUGUAAGUUCCUGGCUUGCAAUGAGUUUUCACGUUGCGUGGUAAACAGUUGGACCGAUGAGGCCGAAUGCCUGUGUGAUCCGGGCUACAGCACCGUGGACGGCCUGCCCUGCCAGAGCACCUGUGUUGUGCAGCCAAACUACUGCCUGAAUGGAGGUCUAUGUGAAAUAAUCCCAGGGCAUGGAGCCACCUGCAGAUGUCCUGUGGGUAAAUACUGGCACUACCAUGGAGAACGCUGCAAUGAGCUGGUGUCGAUACCGGUAGACCCUUCACUAAUUGUAACCUGCUUCGUGGGAAGUCUCUGCCUUGUUUGUGCCAUCAUUGGCAUUUUGAUUUUCAUUAACAAGAAAUGUAUAAAUACGAGAAAGGCUGUAACAUUGGUGCACACCCUUGCUCCCUAUGCCUUUAAGAAUACUUUGAGGGUGAAUCCAGUAUUUGAGAGUGACGAUGGUGUCUUAACUCAAGUAUCCACUUUGCCAUAUCCUUCAAGUUCUGCUUCUUCCCAGUCCCAACAGUCUGAACAAGAACAUUUUGCCUCAAUUGAAAACAUACGUCUGAGUAUUGAGAUCCCCAGACAACUCUACACAACCAGAUCAGAAAAGUUAGUGUCAGAAAUGGUGGACUUUCAUCACUGUAUACCACACAAUGAGACGUGGCGACGGCCCAGUGAAUACAGAACAUGCUGUGUUUUAAGGGCAUCAGAUAACGAAUGUUUUGAAGUAACGGUUCUUUGAUGACACCUUAUUCGUCUGAGGAACACAGGUUGAAGAUGCUGUUUUGACUGUAUACAGAAUGCGUGGUUCGGUAGACGAGUCAAAGAGGUGUUUAAGUGUCGUAAUUUAUUGUUCAUAGUGACUGUGUCUUGUUAGACAGAGAGCUAUGGAUAUUAAGGUGGACCUAGGUUGUCUUAAAGUGGAACCUAAUAUUUAUUUUACACAUUGAAUGGUAGGAACAUUUCCUGUAUACCCUUGGCAAAGGUUGUUUUUUCCUCACAAUGAGGUAUUUAUUAUGUACAAACAAAAAAGAGAAUGAAUGUAUAAGCUGUUGACUUGGGUCAUGACGUAUUGUUUAUAGAAAUACUAUCUAUCCUGUUCAAAACUACAUUUCACACUAAUCAUUUGUCUCUUGAGAUUUCAACAUUUUUUACACAUUUUGCAUUUAAAAGUAAACAAUAAAAUGUUUUUUUGCA